Messenger RNA from Ahaetulla prasina, 2057 nucleotides. Its product is annotated as F-box only protein 6-like. Gene Ontology annotation, biological process: SCF-dependent proteasomal ubiquitin-dependent protein catabolic process; glycoprotein catabolic process. Bases 273 to 596 code for a protein of 107 amino acids. Gene Ontology annotation, molecular function: ubiquitin protein ligase activity. NCBI's taxonomy places the organism in Eukaryota, Metazoa, Chordata, Lepidosauria, Squamata, Colubridae. The transcript is spliced from 4 exons. The record is from RefSeq and is a predicted model, not a curated record. Gene Ontology annotation, cellular component: SCF ubiquitin ligase complex; cytoplasm.
UCCUCUCUCCUCUGUCUUUCUCUUUAUUUCUUCUCCCUCCCCCCUCUCUUUCUUUCUUUCUCUCUCUCUCUCUCUUCACUCUUUCUUCUCUCCUUUUUCUCUUUUUUCUCUCUCUUCACUGAUGGCGAGCAUGGAGACCCUCCCUGAGGAUGCCCUGAUUGCGGUGCUGGUGCUGGUGCCGGCCCGGGACCUGGUGCUCCGCUGCCAGCUGGUCUGCUCCCUCUGGCACAGGCUGGUAGACUUGCCUUCGCUCUGGAGGCUCAAGUGCCAGGAUGAGGGCUAUUGGCCAGAGCCACAUCCCAGACUGGCAGGAUUUCUAUUUCCUCUGCAGCCUGAAGAGGAACCUGAUCAAAAACCCCUGUGCUGAAGGAGGCUUUGACGCCUGGGAGAAAGAAUCCAAGGGAGGCAACGGCUGGGAAAUCGAGCCGCUUCCGGGAAACCACGGGAGAAAUUUCCUUCUUCCCCACGUUCAGAAAUACUUUGUGACGUCCUACGAUUCAUGCAUGAAGAGGCAGCUGAUCACCUUACGGGAUCACGGCUACUGGGACCGGUUGAUGGACGAAGCCCGGCCUGAUAUCGUGGUGAGCGACUGGUGAAGCUGAGUGUUUCUCUGUUUGUAUCAGGAAAGUCCCUGGCAUUUCCAUCUUGUGAGAAUGCUUUGAAAUCUUCCAUUUGUUCCUGUUGUUGGUGUCAGAAACAGGAAGAGGAUUAAUAAAGCUCCAUGAAUUAUGGACCUCCUGCUUCUGCUUCUGAUGCUGCUCUUGUCCCAUCCAGUCUUUGGGAAGCUGAGAAUGAAAUGCCCGCUGAGUUUGGAGCACCAGGAUGGAAAACAACCAUGGAGCUAUUACAGCCCAGGAGACCAUCUCGUUGGUAUAGUUGUAACUGAAACAAUAAUAUGGCCUAUAAUGUUGCCUUUCCGCAGUGCUCCUCCUAGUCCGUCCCUGUAAGUCAUUCGGGGUGAUGGAGUUGCAUUCCCUCCAUUUGCACUCCCAACACUCUUUCUUUUCAUCUUAUUUCACUGACUUUUAUAGUACAGGACUUGCUAAUUUCCUGAAUGAUUUUUAUUUCCAUAACUGGCCUCUUUUUUCUUAUUUGUAGAAGACACUCAAAUUCAAAGAUUGGGUUAAAAAAUACUGAAGGCAAUCCAGAUUAUUUUCCUCUCCCCGUUCACUCCAUCACUUGAAUUCAUUUUGUUUAAAGUUAUGAUUGUAACAGUUGCAGUUGCCUCUGCCAAGCCCAUUCCCAGAUCUGUAUAACCAAUUAUUGGUGUUGGAUCAAUAUUGUUUUAAGACCCAGUAGGCUUGUGGAGACAGGAAUACAUUCUUUUUAAAAGCUUGUUGUUACUGUUGAUGAUAAUAACAUGAACAUUUUUUUUACAGUAAGGGUUCUUAUAGUUUUUCACACACCCUACGAUUAAUUUUCAACAUUCAACUGGUCAACAAGAAUCGCCAGCUGCUACACAACCUCACACUGGGCUACAACGUCUAUGACGACUCUAUGAGCCCUUUCCGCACUUCACAUGCCUUGCUGGACAUUCUCUCCCCUGGAGAAGCCAAUGUCCCCAACUACGGCUGUGGGAGGAAGGAGAACCUUCUGGCUCUUUUUGAUGGAGCUCAGAGGGAAAUCUCCAGCCAUAUGUCAACAUUAGCAGACACCUACAAAGUCCCCCAGGUUUGUGUGUGUGUUUUUCUCUAUCUGGUAAAGUGAGGGGUGGGUGUUGGUGCGUGAGCAACAAAUUCAGUCCUUGUCGUGUCCCACUCCUCCGCUGACGGCCGGGUCAGGGAAAUCCGAAUCAGGCGUGCCUCUGCAGCUCUGCCAAAGUCCUAGCAAAGUCCUCAGGGCAGGCAGGAGACCAGAAAGUGACUUCAGCAAGAUAUGUUUAGACUUUGCCUGACUCACAGAAUGCCAGAAAGCAGGUCCUUUAUAUAGGCCAUGGGGUGUGGCUCCAUGACUCAGCACUUAUCCAGGCCUGCCCCUCCCUUCCUUCUGUUGCCUCCGCCUAUCAAGUCUUCUGACGCGAGGGUCACUCCAGUCGGCAGCUGUUGGUAAUAGACCUU